Molecule: messenger RNA, 1917 nt
Organism: Erigeron canadensis
Lineage: Eukaryota; Viridiplantae; Streptophyta; Magnoliopsida; Asterales; Asteraceae
Product: ankyrin repeat-containing protein ITN1-like
Exons: 4
Coding region: 1-1917 (638 amino acids)
Cellular component (GO): plasma membrane
Molecular function (GO): protein phosphatase 1 binding; protein phosphatase regulator activity
Source: RefSeq, a predicted model, not a curated record
AUGAAUACCGUUAUCGAAGGAGAUGAGAAGGAUCUCGAAAUGGGUUCGGAUACAGCCCCAACUCCUAUUCGGCAACCGUCUCCUUCUCCUUCCAGAAGGUCAAUUGACUCAUACCCUCCUCCUUCCCCUAGGGCACCUGCAUUGGUGGUAUCCAAUUCCGGUAAGUUAUUAGGGUCAUCAUCAAAUGUUGGUAAAAUGUUGGGUGUUUCGAGUUCCGGUAAAAUGUUGAACACAUCAAGUUCGUUCAAGUCACUAUCGUAUACUAGUUCCAAUUCCAAUUCUGGGAAGUCGUUGUCAGCAUCUUGUUCAGGGAAGUCAUUAACGAGUCAAGGUGGGAAGAAGAAGUAUGUGAAACAGGUGACAGGGAGAUUUAACGAUACUGAGCUCCAUUUGGCUGCACAACGUGGUGAUGUGAUGGCGGUCAAACGAAUUGUUGAUGAAAUUAAUGAGCAAAUGUUGAGGACUAUGAAAGGGGCAGACUUUGAUGCAGAGGUGGCUGAAAUAAGGGCUUCAGUUGUUAAUGAGAUGAAUGAAUUGGGAGAAACGGCUUUGUUUACGGCUGCAGAAAGAGGGUACAUCGAGGUUGUGAAGGAAUUGUUGCCUUACACAACUAAAGAAGGUCUUUCUAUGAACAACAGGUCUGGUUUUGAUCCAUUACACAUUGCGGCUAGAGAAGGUCACCGAGAAAUUGUCAAGAUCCUUCUUGACCAUGACCCCGAGCUAAGCAAAACAGUUGGUCAGUCAAAUUCAACCCCUCUUACAACUGCAGCUGUAAGAGGACAUUCAUCAGUAGUCGAUGAAUUGCUCUCUAGAGACUCUAGCUUGGUGGAUGUCACAAGAUCAAAUGGAAAAAAUGCUUUGCAUUUAGCUGCACGACAAGGUCAUGUAGACAUAGUCAGUACACUGCUCAAUAUAGAUCCUCAACUGGCGAGAAGAACCGAUAAGAAAGGUCAGACUGCUUUGCAUAUGGCUGUGAAAGGGGUUAGCUGUGAAGUUGUAAAAUUGCUUCUUCAGGCUGAUCCAGCAAUUGUUAUGCUCCCUGACAAGUUUAGUAACACUGCUUUGCAUGUAGCUGCAAGGAAAAAACGUGUAGAGAUAGUAAACGAACUGGUACUUCUCCGUGACACAAACGUGAACGCCUUGACAAGAGACCACAAAACAGCACUUGAUAUUGUGAGCGGGCUCCCUUUCUCAGAAGAAACCUCAGAAAUCAUUGAUAUAUUGGCCCGUUACGGAGCAGUAAAAGCAAAUGACUUAAACCAGCCACGAGACGAACUCAGGCAAACCGUCACAGAAAUCAAAAAUGAUGUCCACAACCAGCUGGAACAAGCCCGAAAAACAAACCGAAACAUGAGCGGGAUCGCGAAAGAGCUUCGUAAACUCCACCGUGAAGGGAUCAACAAUGCCACCAACUCUGUCACUGUGGUAGCAGUUCUUUUUGCUACAGUUGCAUUUGCUGCCAUCUUCACAGUGCCUGGUGGUGUUGAUGAGCAGAAUGGGACUGCUGUAAUGGUUCAGAGUCAGUGUUUCAAGGUGUUUUUUAUCUUCAAUGCUAUUGCUCUUUUUACAUCACUAGCAGUGGUGGUGGUGCAGAUCACAGUGGUUAGGGGAGAGAUUAAAUCAGAGAGACGGGUUGUUGAGGUGAUUAAUAAGUUGAUGUGGUUGGCUGCAGUUUGUACGUCAGUGGCGUUUAUUUCAUCAUCAUAUAUCGUGGUGGGGAAACACCAUAGAGGGGCGGCAAUACUGGUGACAGUUUUUGGGGCAGUAACGAUGGUAGGAGUUCUUGGUGGCAUGACAUAUUAUGUGGUGAUAUCAAAGAAACUGCGUAGAGUGAGGAGGAAGUCAAAAAAUAGUAGUGCUUCGUGGCGGAACUGGGAAAUCUCUGAUGCUAAUAUAAACCCAAUUUAUGCUAUAUAG